Messenger RNA from Ramularia collo-cygni, 819 nucleotides. RefSeq names its product related to single-stranded DNA binding protein 30K chain. Gene Ontology annotation, molecular function: DNA binding. The transcript has 2 exons. The record is from RefSeq and is a predicted model, not a curated record. Lineage: Eukaryota; Fungi; Ascomycota; Dothideomycetes; Mycosphaerellales; Mycosphaerellaceae. Gene Ontology annotation, cellular component: DNA replication factor A complex; site of double-strand break; chromosome, telomeric region. Gene Ontology annotation, biological process: nucleotide-excision repair; double-strand break repair via homologous recombination; DNA replication. The coding region runs from base 1 to 819 and encodes 272 amino acids.
AUGGACUACGGCUACUCCAACACAUCCUACAACGCCGGCGGUGCUGCAAAUGGCGGCGGGUUCAUGACGGGCUCCCAAGGCGGCGGUGAGGGAUCGGCCCAGAAGCGAGGAUAUGGAAAAGACACACUGCGACCCGUCACUAUCAAGCAGCUCCUCGACGCACACCAUCCCCACCCCGACGCCGACCACUUCGUCGUUGACGAUGCAGAGAUGACACAAGUGACGUUUGUGGGUCAGGUCCGGAACAUCAGCACGCAGACCACAAACGUCACAUACAAAAUUGACGAUGGAACCGGCUCGAUUGAAGUCAAGGUGUGGAUUGACGCAGAAGCGCUUGAGGGUGAGAAGAAGAGCGGUAUGCCCGUGGAGCAGGGCUAUGCACGUGUGUGGGGUCGUCUGAAGGCUUUCAACAACAAGAGACAUGUCGGUGCCAUCAACGUGCGGCAUGUGCAGGACUACAAUGAGAUCUCAUACCAUCUGCUCGAAGCGACGGUCGUACAUCUACACUUCACACGAGGACCACCUGAACAACAGACAAACGGCGGUGCAGCAGCGGGUGGGAUGAGCGGACAACAGCAACAGAACGGGUAUUCGGCAGGCGGUGGCGGCGAUUUGUCUGGCUGCAGCGCGUCGGCGAGAAAGUUCUUCGCAUGUCUCAAAUCGACACCGCAGACGAAUGAGGGUCUUCAUGCACAGGACCUGGCCGGCAGGUGUAAUUUGGAAUUGUCGGAGGUGCUCAAGGCGGCCGACGAGCUGCUGAAUCUGGGCAAGGUGUACACGACCGUGGAUGAUUCCACGUGGGCGAUUCUGGACAUCUGA